GGGAGACAGUGAGUGAGUGAGUGAGAGUGAGUGAGUGGGAGGGAGGGCGGCAGUCAGAAACAAGCAAACUAAUUCUCACCGAAGAACAGACAGUCGUGCCAGAGCAGGGGCUGCGGUUACUUCACCUCUCCUGACUGACUGACGCUCUUAUUACAUCAACUGAGAAACGUUAUCGGUGCUAUAUCCCCUCCCCCCCCUCCCUCCUCACUUCGAGUUCCAGGUAGCCCAAGUAGGACCAGAGUUUCCAUUUAGGAUAAGGAGAGGUGCUGCUGCUGCUGGUGGUGGUGGUGGUGGUGGGGAGUGAGGCUGCAAACACACGCACCCACACUUCUCCAGAGCCGCGACAACUCAAGGUGAAUGACGUCAUGCCAUUUGGGUGCCUUGCCCUGCGAGAUGGGCGCACGUACGACAGCAUAUCUGAUGUCACAGACAAGUAUGAGAUUGGACAGGUCCUCCGAGCGAAGGAGUUCUGCGAGCUGUGCCUGGCUAAGGACAGACAGACGGACAAGGUGUUCGUCUGCAAGAAAUUCCUCAAGAAAGACGGCAGGAAAGUCCGAAAGGCUGCCAAGAACGAAAUCAUGAUCCUGAAAUUGGUCAACCACCCAAACAUCCUUCAGCUGAUAGACACAUUUGAGACCCGGAAAGAAUACUUCAUCAUCCAGGAACUUGCCACAGGAGGAGACGUGUUCGACUGGAUUCUGGACCAAGGGAAUUACACAGAGAGAGAUGCUUCCAAUGUCAUCAGACAAGUCCUCGAGGCUGUGGCAUACUUACACUCCCUCAACAUAGUUCACAGGAACCUGAAGCUGGAAAACCUGAUGUACUACACAGAGAACAACCACAACAAAGUAGUUCUGCGAGAUUUCUACCUGUCCAGGUUUGAGAACGGACCCAUCACAGAGCCCUGUGGAACACCAGAGUACCUGGCUCCUGAAGUGGUGGCUCGUCACCGAUAUGGUCGUCCUGUGGACUGCUGGGCUGUGGGUGUCAUUAUGUACAUACUCUUAUCAGGUAACCCUCCUUUUUACGAUGAGACGGAGGAGGAGAACACAGAUCUACACAAUCGCAUCAUCUUCUGUCGCAUUGUUGCUGGGGACUUUGAGUUUGAUUCUCCGUACUGGGAUGACAUUUCACCUGCAGCUAAGGAACUUGUCUGUCGACUUAUGGAGGUGGACCAGAUGCUGAGAAUCACAGCACAGGAUGCACUUUGGCAUGAAUGGAUCGCAGGGAACGGUGCCUCAGAGAAGAACCUAAAGGACGGUGUGUGCGCCCAGUUCGAGAAGAACUUUGCAAAGGCUAAGUGGCGGAAAGCGAUCCGCGUCACCACCUUCAUGCAGCGACUGAAGAAUUCCGAGGCGUUAAUUGACAGCUCAGCCGAAGCUCAGGGCGGUGAAGAGGCAGGAGAUACUGAAGGCGGUGUGUCUCAGGGUACAAGCGAUGAGGGAGACAAGGGGACAAGUGAUGGAGGGGUGACGUCAAGUAGCGUGUCUUUAGAGGUUACUGUUGAGAGUACGCCACCAGGUAUGGACCAGGAUGAGGGGAGGAGUAAGAUAGGAGAAAAAGAGGAGGAGAUAAAGACAAGUAUAGGCCCAUCUGUAGGAACUUCCCCAUCAGAUAUUCAGGAGCCUCUGUGCCAAUCAAAUGCAGCCCCCAAAUUCACACAAGAGGAGCCUGAUAAGGUUGGUGCAAAGAGAGCAGCGGGUGAUGGAACCAGGAAAAUGGCUGCCAAUUUGGGUCAAAAUAAAGUCGUUCCAGAAUCCAAACCAACCCCUGCGGUGAUGCCUGAUCCCUCCAAGCUGUUAGAUGGUUCUACGGGCCCUAGUUUUGACAGAAGCCACACAUCUGCCUCCCCUGAGCCAAGCAGCAAACGUAAAAUGGCUGCAACGCUCCAUGGCCCUCCUCCCGCAGCAUCUGCUGAUGCAACAGCCUCACUGGAGAGGAGAGCGGCUACGCAGAAGCAGCAGAAGGAUGAGACUGACGGAAGCUGGUGUCAGACACAAGUACCUGAGGCAGUGGCAGAGAGGUCAGUGGCAGCAUCAGUCACUCCGGCAAUAGGGCCCGGACCUGGGGUGGAUGUAGGUCUAGGAGUUAGGUUAAGGGGUGAUGCUAGCCCUGCGGGAAGAAAGGAUAGGGAUGGCAGUAGAGCAGACAGAUACAGUGCCGAGUUUAGCAUAGCCAGGGCAGGUCCUGCAACAGGACAGGGUUGUUAUGCAGUGGGCAGCUCUGCCAGUUUGGGCCGUCAUGCCACACCAUACACCCCAGAAGUUGGGACUGUUGGGAUGGGCAUGGCAGGAAGCUAUGGGAGUCCAUACAGCUCCCUGUUCAGUAGUGGAGGAGGGGUAGGGUUGUAUGGCACUGGGCUACAGCAUGGAGGAGGCGGGAGCAGCACUACAAGCGACUGGCAAAUGGACAGUGUGAUAGAGCAGAUAGAAAAGCAAAUGGCUGCCGUGCUGGAGAAGAUAGAGGGAGACAUGCCCUCGCUGCUGGAACAAAUCAGUGACUGCCCCGCCGAACAACCACGUGCCCGGAGCACACACGCCUCGCCCGCCACCUCCCGCGCCCGAUCCUCGCAGCACUCUCCGACCACAACCUCUGCCACACCUCCACCUCUUCCCACCUCUCCCAGGCCCGCGCUGCCGUCCCUCCCUCGCCUUACUAUCCCUCCUCCCUCCUAUCCCCCACCCUCUCCACCCACGCAAGCCUCACCCCAGGGUGCAGGAGAGCAGGAGGACAGGGAUGGACAGAGGAGUACUGCCCGUUCCAGCCAAUCACCCAGAGCUGGGAUGGGCAGGGGGCUAUGAAGCAGGUGUGUAUGAUGCAACACCCAACACCUGGAGCUGGCUGUUUAUUCAUAUUGAGAUGACUGACCGAGAGAAAUCUCCCUGUGGCAUUCAAAUAACUGGAGUCUAGGAGGAGUAGAGCACUGCAUUUCUCUUUUAUGAUGGCUGCGAAGACCAAGAUUGCAAAAGUUUGUUUAUUUCUAAAAUCCAGAUUGAGUGCAUGAAUGCUCACCACACAAGCACCUCAUAUUGAAACCCAAGCACAAAAUUAUGAUUCUACACAAGUAAAAACAGUGUAUUAAGCACAGUAUUCUCAGCUAACCUUGAGAGCUAACAGCUGAGAAAGUGUUUUGAUUUGCAUUAUUCCCUACAAACUGUAAAUAAAUUGGGUUCCUAGUUCUUGCUCUACUCACAUGUUGUGAACUUCCUCAUAUCCAAACUGACAACUUUCUUUCAAAUCAGCUCUUCCCAUUUCAUUAUUUUAUUUUUCAUUCCUUUUAUUUAUGUAGCUAUUCCUUCUAUAGUGAGGCUGCAAAAUCAUGAGCUUGCAGUCACACAGUUGUACAGAGGUAUGUGAAACUGAACUGGUCAAAGCUGUUCCACUGGCUGCUGGAGGUUGAGAUUUGUUUUAAUUAUGUAGUAUACUUAAACUUGAACUGUCACUCAAAGUCUUGAGAGUUGCUCCACACCUGUUGGAGAGCUGGGGGAAAAUGUGCAGAUGCAAGAUAUUGUAUAGAGGCUUUGCAAUAACACACACAUACACACACACACACACACACACACACACAUAUACACGUACACAAACAUUUCCUCUUUUUUUUCCAAAGUUCUCCAAUGAUCUUGCCCAGAAAGUUUGUUUUGUCGACAUGUUCGUUUGGUACUGUUAAAUUAGACUAUGCUGUCUAUAUUUGCUCCUUUUUAUUGUGUAAAACAAGUCUUUCUGAAUUUCAUUCUGCUUUUGGAUCUAUGUAAUACCAGGUUCUGUGCUUUUCCCCCUUAACAAGUCUAAACAUCCUCUAUUGUGUCCCUAUGUAAACUGUGCUCUGUUUGCAAGUCUUUCAAUAAAAGUAAAAAAAAAAAAAAUAAGCAAGAUUUUGUGUUGUUUCAAUG
Messenger RNA from Lates calcarifer (barramundi perch), 3890 nucleotides. It is a transcript of the gene camkvl, whose product is annotated as CaM kinase-like vesicle-associated, like. Gene Ontology annotation, molecular function: ATP binding; calmodulin binding; calcium/calmodulin-dependent protein kinase activity. The record is from RefSeq and is a predicted model, not a curated record. Gene Ontology annotation, biological process: peptidyl-serine phosphorylation. The transcript is spliced from 11 exons. Bases 366 to 2801 code for a protein of 811 amino acids. NCBI's taxonomy places the organism in Eukaryota, Metazoa, Chordata, Actinopteri, Centropomidae. Gene Ontology annotation, cellular component: intracellular anatomical structure.